AUGGUUAUUACUUUCCUUCAUAUUAUAUCCCACCAUAUUAAGAUUAGAGUUUUAAAACGUCAAACAGUAAGAUCUGGUGAAACAAUUAGUAGAGUUCUCCAUACAGUGUUAGCUUCAGUCUUGAAAUUGCAUCCGAUCCUUUUUAGAAAACCAGAACCGAUACAAGAUAAUUCAACAGACGAUAGAUGGAAAUGGUUUAAGGGAUGUUUGGGUGCUCUAGAUGGAACAUAUAUUAAGGUCAAUGUAGCUGCAAUCGAUAAACCUAGAUACAGAACAAGAAAAAAUGAAAUUGCGACAAAUGUACUUGGUGUUUGCACACCAAACAUGCAAUUCAUUUAUGUUUUACCUGGGUGGGAAGGUUCUGCAGCUGAUGGUAGAAUACUCAGAGACGCCAUUAGUAGAAGAAAUGGUUUAAAUGUUCCACAAGGGUGUUACUACUUAUGUGAUGCUGGAUACACGAAUGGAGAGGGAUUUCUUGCACCAUAUAGAGGUCAAAGAUACCACUUGAAUGAUUGGAGAGAAGGACACCACCUACCACCCUCAAUAUUUCAACAUGAAACAUUCUCAAGCUAG
This is a messenger RNA of Hibiscus syriacus, 573 nucleotides long. RefSeq lists its product as uncharacterized. The record is from RefSeq and is a predicted model, not a curated record. Lineage: Eukaryota; Viridiplantae; Streptophyta; Magnoliopsida; Malvales; Malvaceae. The coding region runs from base 1 to 573 and encodes 190 amino acids. The transcript is spliced from 3 exons.